AUGGACACCCCCACUACUCCUCUUCGUAACUCUAACAAGCGCUCUGCACCCACCGAAAACGACACACCACUGACUAAGAAACAACAACAAGACCCUAUUAUCCACGUUGGUUAUCACUUCAUGCGCACCGUUGAGGCAUUUAUUCUGCCCUCCGUCCUCAUCGAAAAAGGAUUGAUACGUGCCAAUGAACUUGACGAUGACAUUAACUAUAGUGACUUCGAGAACCAAUGCUGGUAUGCAUAUGGCAAGCUCAUCGAGAUGAGUUCUUGCGUUGAUCGCCGGCUCGACGCAGGUGCCAGCGCAGCAUCUGAAGUCGGGAAACUAGUAAGCACUCUCCAGCAGGGUUCAAGCAGCGCAAAAUCCAUUGAUACAUCAGGUAUCAAGACUAAUAUACCUACGUGGUGGUCCAUACUCUCACCAGAGAGCCCCCCGAUCCCAAAGACAAAGACAGCUCGUGGCUUCAACAAUGACAUCACUGGUCAACUACUCUGCCCCGUUGCCUUGAACUGGGGCGAUCCUGAAAUCAAGCAAAAGCUUCGCGAGGGCACUGCCACCAUAGAUGGUCGUCUUGUUAACGGUGGUGACUGGCACAACUUCUUGUACGCAAUCCCAUAUGAUCCAAGCAUGCCUUGGGUUGGCGUAUUCCAGGGACCGCUUCUUGUAAAGGCCUUCCGUCAUGUAUUCACAUCACCGUCAUCAGCGCAAGUUGAUGAGAAUGUCACUGAUACUGGUUCCUCAACUCGAUCAGGCAAUGCACAGCUGCAUGGGAUGACUAAGGUCACCACAGGAUCCAUCGCAUACAUCGCAACACAGGUGUCCUUCGCAUUAUCUUCAAACACAACCUUCUCCCGCAACACUCGCUCUCUCGAUUCCGUGACAUUCUAUAAUAGUAUCAUUGCUUACCUACGCGAUCCUGAGAAUGCCUUGGAGACGAAGGAACUGUUGAAGUGGUGGGAUAAACGCAUUUUCCGAUGUGAGGACACAGCCAUACACGGUAACGGAAAUGGAUCCCGCAAUGCUAUCAAAGCUGCCCGACUCGCGGCGGCCGCUGCUGCUGCAGCCCAACGUGCAACCUGA
Pleurotus ostreatus (oyster mushroom) is the source of this 1077-nucleotide messenger RNA. RefSeq lists its product as uncharacterized. The transcript has 7 exons. Lineage: Eukaryota; Fungi; Basidiomycota; Agaricomycetes; Agaricales; Pleurotaceae. Bases 1 to 1077 code for a protein of 358 amino acids. The record is from RefSeq and is a predicted model, not a curated record.